Molecule: messenger RNA, 1441 nt
Organism: Struthio camelus australis
Lineage: Eukaryota; Metazoa; Chordata; Aves; Struthioniformes; Struthionidae
Source: RefSeq, a predicted model, not a curated record
AUGAGCUGCCCCGAAUCUCAAAAGGCGGCGAGUGGGAAGAAUGCCAGUUCCCCGCCAAAACAAGUUAUCUUCAAGAAAAGUACCCGUGACAAAGCUGUAAGUACCUUCUCCUUUUUCUCCCACCCAAACAUACAACCAUCAAUGCUUUGUAGUUCAGUCAUGGUCAUCUUCUCCCUGCAGCUGACCAUUUAUCUGGGAAAGCGUGACUUCAUUGACCACAUAAGGAGUGUGGAGUCUGUAGAUGGUGUUGUAUUGGUGGACCCUGCACUUAUCAAGGGGAGAAAAGUGUACGUGACGCUGACCUGCGCUUUCCGCUACGGCCAGGAAGACAUUGAUGUGAUCGGCCUCACCUUCCGCAGGGACCUCUUCUUCUCUAGGGUCCAGGUGUACCCGCCUGCUGACAAGCCAGAGACGCUCUCCCACUUGCAGGAAUCUCUGUUAAAGAAGCUGGGCAAAAAUGCUUACCCCUUUCUUUUUACAUUUCCAGAUUACCUGCCUUGUUCAGUCUGCUUGCAGCCUGCACCUCGUGAUGUUGAUAAGACCUGCGGGGUGGACUUUGAGGUGAAGGCUUUCUCGACAGAGAACGUGGAAGAGAGGACUCACAAGAGGAGCUCAGCGCGCCUGUUGAUCCGUAAGGUACAGUAUGCUCCGGAAGAGCGGGGACCUCAACCGUGUGCGGAGACUACCUGGCAGUUCUUCAUGUCUAACAAGCCCUUGCACUUGAAAGCAUGCCUCAGUAAAGAGGUGUACUACCAUGGUGAGCCCAUUCCAGUCACUAUCACCGUCACCAACAGCACAGAGAAAACGGUCAAGAAGAUCAAAGUGACAGUGGAGCAGGUUGCCAAUGUCGUUUUGUACUCAAGUGACUACUAUACAAAAGUAGUAGCUGCAGAGGAAGCGCAGGAGAAGGUGCAGCCAAACAGCAGCCUCACCAAGACACUGACGCUUUUGCCCUUGCUAGCAAACAACCGGGCGACCCGAGAAAUAGCCCUGGAUGGAAAGCUAAAGGAUGAAGACACCAACUUGGCUUCUAGUACCAUCAUUAAGGAUGGAAUAGACAAGACGGUGAUGGGGAUUCUGGUUUCCUACAAGGUCAGAGUGAAGCUCACUGUCUCAGGCAUGCUGGGAGACUUCACCUCCAGUGAGGUGGGCACAGAGCUGCCAUUUCGUCUCAUGCACCCCAAACCUGAGGAUAAGAACACAACAGGGAAGGAUUGUGAAGCAGAGCUGGUAUUUGAGGAGUUUGCUCGUCAGCAGCUAAAAGAUAUGCUUGAUGAUGAAGAAAACAAGAAUGUUUCCUCAACUGAUGAGUGACUAGAAGAACAAACUGCCAGAGAAGCUAUGUAGUCCAGCAUCAAUUAAAAAUUUAGGACCUAGGUUUCUAGUAAACUGCAAGUUCUCGGUGUAUGCGUUUUGUCUCAGGGAUCAACCCUGAGAUCCA